Molecule: messenger RNA, 3008 nt
Organism: Styela clava
Lineage: Eukaryota; Metazoa; Chordata; Ascidiacea; Stolidobranchia; Styelidae
Cellular component (GO): membrane
Source: RefSeq, a predicted model, not a curated record
UUAAUAUAUUCUUAUUCAUUGUUAUAGUUAUGCGACUAAGGAGUAUAUAAUUCCAAUAGCACAUGAUUUCUUGGGCAACAGUUUGAAAAAAAUCGACCGCUGAUCGUUUAAUUUUCGUUGAGCAACAAAAACUGCGAUAUUACAAAGGAGAAGGUUUUUUUGUCCCGGACUAUUUAGUGUCAGGGAAGCCCCGUUUUUAAUUGAAGGUCAACUGUAACUAGUCGACGAGAAGAGAAAUGGCGGGGUUGAGCUUUAACCCGGAAGGGCAUCAUAUUCGGGACGGAAGAACCUUAGCAGAGAUUAUAGCAGAUGAGGAAUAUCUGGAACCGGAGGAACCAAAAAUCAAAGAAAAGGAAGAAAAAGAAGAAAAGAAAUUCAAGUUUAUGAGUUUUGAAUUGGACAUGAAAUAUCCAAGAACUUUAAGAGGAUUCAUGCGAAUUUUACAGAUUCUUUUGCUGUUAGUCGCUUUCAUCUGUCUCAUCAUCACAUCAUGGGAAAACCAGGGAGUUUAUUCAUUUUAUUGUGUAUUUCUGAUUUUUGGAGCGCUUGUCAGUGGAUUCUUAUUUUUUACUCUGAUUGCUGGAAGCAGGAAAGGAUCAAUUUGCGGUUUAUCGUGGGUGAAAGUGGAAUUAAUUUAUUUCAUUUUCUUCGGAUUCAUUAUAUUUAUUGGUGCAUGUUUGGCAGCCAGCAACUCGGGUGGAAAUCCAGCUCUGAAUGCAGGCGCGGCAUUUGGAUUUAUUGCCGUUAUCACAUUCGUUGUGUACAUCUUCUGGACGUGGAAGGAUUACAAGAAUUCAGAUGACGAUGAAGAUAAAAAAGACGACGAAGAUGAUGAAAAUAAAGAGAAAGAUUCUCAAGCUGACGGAGAUGACGUAGAACGAGGUCCAAGCUACGGACCUCAAGGUAGAAAUGGGAGUAUGAACGAGAAACGUCUUACGGGAAGCAUGAUAGAUCCCCCGGAACAUCAAAAUGGGGAUUUGAGAAUCGAUGCUCCUCAGAAUAACACAAAAGAAAGUGGAAACUUUGGUGGCGCUCCUCAGUACCGACACCUCAACGACGGAACCAGAUCUCUGGAACGACCACUUUCUAUCAUUUCGAGAAACGAACUUAUUGAUCCAAAAUCAAGAAAAGAUCAGCACAACCGCCGCCCAAGAAGCGGAUCAGACAAGGACUCGGCAUAUAGCGAGGGAUCAAUGGUUGACCGCAAUCGUUCUCUCCCGACUAAAAUGAGACGCACAGCAAGCGCUAGAGCAGAUGAACGACAAAGAAGCUCGGGAAGGAGACAGCGCGAAUUCAGCGACAGAAGAAAAACUGGAUCAGCCGAACGACGCCCACCACAAGAAUUAUCCGCAGAAAUCUUAAACCAGGAAGAUGGUCGCCAAAGAAAAUCAGUUCCAAGUUGGCUACGAGCGGCGUUGGACGACGAUGAGGCAGAAAGAGGUGGGAGAAGACUCGUUUCUACAAUGCCUGCCCCUGGUCGAGGCGAAUUUCCACUAUUGCACAUGUCUGAUGAAGAGUCAAUUGCUUACCCAUCUGUAUCACAAACUUUAGGCAAUGGAGAUAGGUUCGGCCCACGAUUCAACAACAGCCGCGGGCGCGGAGAUCCUCGUCACGUUCAGCACGACCACAGAAGACGAGGCGGCCAACUUCACAGAAAAACUUCACGCAACCAUGGGCAACAUGGAGUGCAUGGAAGAGGCGGGAAACGUUUCGGCCACGGCCACGGUCACCGGCACAUACACGGGCAUGUCAAGAGGCAAAUGCACGGACCACACAGAGGGCAACACAGGCGAGGAGGUCGUCAUGGUCGAGGACAUGGUCACCAUCGCGCACAUCAUGGCGGAAAUGACCGCGUUAGGCCGGAAGAUGACGUUUUGCUUCGCAAAAUGGUAGGAAACGACCAACUUGUUCAUAGAAGUAACGGACAAUUUAGUGGACCAGGAAACAACAGGCGUGUCUACCUCGAACAGCCUGCUACGAUUCACUUCCCAGAGAAAUCACGAUGGGACGACAACGAGCCCGGCUUGCCGGAUUUUGGUGGAACACAUAAUAUGAUAGAAAAAUAUUUGAACGAUCAAUCGUAGCGUUUUGAUGGCCAAAAAUGAAAAAUUCAGUAAUCCAGUGACACUGAAGAGUGACUAUUCGUUAUCGCCCAAGGAAGAUAUAGUUUGGGAGGUUUUACGCAACCAUGGGCAUUUGAGAAAAUUUUCCAACAAAGAUGCCGUAUUUGACGGACUUUAACUACCUGAUUUAUCAAUAAAACAAUUUAAUAUGCCCCUUAUGGUCCGUAAAAUACAUUGUAUAUUCUUCUGCAUUUUCUUUCAACAAUAUUCAUGUUUCCUUCUCUGCGGUCGGAUAUCGAGUCAUAGACUUGGAAUUAUUUAUUAUCUGCAAUGAUUCUUUCAAAAAUUUUAUUUGCGUGCGAAGCAAUUAGAAUCAAUGUGAACAAAUUUUGAACAAAAUAUUUCAGACUUGAAGUUUAAUGAAGUGUUUUUUAUUAUUGCACUGAUCUACCUAUUCACGUGAUCAACGAAUACUGAAAUCAUUGAGAGUAACAUUCAAGCUUUAAUUGGACUUUCAUUCUGACAGACAUGCAAAUGUCAAAAGGAAUUCCAAUGCGUUCAACGAGAAAUAAAAUUGUUCUGCUGAAGUUUUUAGACGAUGUACUGCAAUAUAUAUGAAUAUUAUAGAUAUACUUUUUAAAUACACCCCAAAUAUGACGCAUAUCUUGGAAUUAUCCCCUUAACUUACUGGGGGGAGUGGGUUGGAAAUUAUCCACAUAGCUUUCUCGAAUUCCAUCUGAUCGCCGAGAGUACAGAGUCAAAUAUAUAUAUUUAUAACCCUAACUGUUAUUUAUUUUUAAUGUCUGGUGUCCGUCAGAAUAUUUUCUUUUGUGCCAAACUCAAUAGAUCAUGUAAGCAGACAUAUUUUAGGUUGAUUUUUCCGCACUUCACUUUUUUUUAUUAAUUCUGGUGACAUUCCUUGAAUAAAAUUAUUGAUCUAUCGAA